Messenger RNA from Mandrillus leucophaeus (drill), 7580 nucleotides. RefSeq names its product spectrin, alpha, non-erythrocytic 1 (gene SPTAN1). Gene Ontology annotation, cellular component: cell projection; cortical actin cytoskeleton; plasma membrane. The coding region runs from base 14 to 7255 and encodes 2413 amino acids. Gene Ontology annotation, molecular function: actin filament binding; calcium ion binding. The transcript is spliced from 55 exons. Gene Ontology annotation, biological process: actin cytoskeleton organization. The record is from RefSeq and is a predicted model, not a curated record. NCBI's taxonomy places the organism in Eukaryota, Metazoa, Chordata, Mammalia, Primates, Cercopithecidae.
ACAUUCCUCCAUCAUGUUGUCAUCGUUUCGUAAACGCAGAGUCCAGAAAAUGGACCCAAGUGGGGUCAAAGUGCUGGAAACAGCAGAGGACAUCCAGGAGAGGCGGCAGCAGGUCCUAGACCGAUACCACCGCUUCAAGGAACUCUCAACCCUUAGGCGUCAGAAGUUGGAAGAUUCCUAUCGAUUCCAGUUCUUUCAAAGAGAUGCUGAAGAGCUGGAGAAAUGGAUACAGGAAAAACUUCAGAUUGCAUCUGAUGAGAAUUAUAAAGACCCAACCAACUUGCAGGGAAAGCUUCAGAAGCAUCAAGCCUUUGAAGCUGAAGUGCAGGCCAAUUCAGGAGCCAUUGUUAAGCUGGAUGAAACUGGAAACCUGAUGAUCUCAGAAGGGCAUUUUGCAUCUGAAACCAUACGGACCCGUUUGAUGGAGCUGCACCGCCAGUGGGAAUUACUUCUGGAGAAGAUGCGAGAGAAAGGAAUCAAACUGCUGCAGGCCCAGAAGUUGGUGCAGUACUUACGGGAAUGUGAGGACGUGAUGGACUGGAUCAAUGACAAGGAAGCAAUUGUUACUUCUGAAGAGCUGGGCCAGGAUCUGGAGCAUGUAGAGGUUUUACAGAAGAAAUUUGAAGAGUUUCAAACAGAUAUGGCCGCUCAUGAAGAAAGAGUUAAUGAAGUGAACCAAUUUGCUGCCAAACUCAUACAGGAGCAGCACCCUGAGGAGGAACUGAUCAAGACUAAGCAGGAUGAAGUCAAUGCAGCCUGGCAGCGGCUGAAGGGCUUGGCUCUGCAGAGGCAGGGGAAGCUCUUUGGGGCAGCUGAAGUUCAGCGCUUUAACAGGGAUGUGGAUGAGACUAUCAGUUGGAUUAAGGAAAAGGAGCAGUUAAUGGCCUCUGAUGAUUUUGGCCGAGACCUGGCAAGUGUUCAGGCUCUGCUUCGGAAGCACGAGGGUCUAGAGAGAGAUCUUGCUGCUCUAGAAGACAAGGUCAAAGCCCUGUGUGCUGAGGCUGACCGCCUGCAACAGUCCCACCCUCUGAGUGCAACACAGAUUCAAGUGAAGCGAGAGGAGCUGAUUACAAACUGGGAGCAGAUCCGCACCUUGGCGGCAGAGAGACAUGCACGGCUCAAUGAUUCAUACAGGCUUCAACGCUUCCUUGCUGACUUCCGUGACCUCACCAGCUGGGUGACUGAGAUGAAAGCCCUCAUCAAUGCAGAUGAGCUUGCCAAUGAUGUGGCUGGGGCUGAAGCCCUGCUAGAUAGACACCAAGAGCACAAGGGUGAAAUUGAUGCUCAUGAAGACAGCUUCAAAUCUGCAGAUGAAUCUGGGCAGGCACUGCUUGCUGCUGGUCAUUACGCCUCAGAUGAAGUGAGGGAGAAGCUGACCGUCCUUUCCGAGGAGAGAGCAGCACUGCUGGAGCUGUGGGAGCUGCGCAGGCAGCAGUACGAGCAGUGCAUGGACCUGCAGCUCUUCUACCGGGACACUGAGCAGGUGGACAACUGGAUGAGCAAGCAGGAGGCGUUCCUGUUGAAUGAAGACUUGGGAGAUUCCUUGGAUAGUGUGGAAGCACUUCUUAAGAAGCAUGAAGACUUUGAGAAAUCCCUUAGUGCCCAGGAGGAAAAGAUUACAGCGUUAGAUGAAUUUGCAACUAAGCUAAUUCAGAACAACCACUAUGCAAUGGAAGAUGUGGCCACUCGCCGAGAUGCUCUGUUGAGCCGCCGCAAUGCCCUUCACGAGAGAGCCAUGCGUCGCCGGGCCCAGCUAGCCGAUUCUUUCCAUUUGCAGCAGUUUUUCCGUGAUUCUGAUGAGCUCAAGAGUUGGGUCAAUGAGAAGAUGAAAACUGCCACAGAUGAAGCUUAUAAAGAUCCAUCCAACCUACAAGGAAAAGUACAGAAGCAUCAGGCUUUUGAGGCUGAGCUCUCAGCAAACCAGAGCCGAAUUGAUGCCUUGGAGAAAGCUGGCCAAAAACUGAUUGAUGUCAACCACUAUGCCAAGGACGAAGUAGCAGCUCGUAUGAAUGAGGUGAUCAGUUUGUGGAAGAAACUGCUAGAGGCCACUGAACUGAAAGGAAUAAAGCUUCGUGAAGCCAACCAGCAACAGCAAUUUAAUCGCAAUGUUGAGGAUAUUGAAUUGUGGCUGUAUGAAGUAGAAGGUCACUUGGCUUCGGAUGAUUACGGCAAAGAUCUUACCAAUGUGCAGAACCUCCAGAAGAAACAUGCCCUACUAGAGGCAGAUGUGGCUGCUCACCAGGACCGAAUUGAUGGCAUCACCAUUCAGGCCCGCCAGUUCCAAGAUGCUGGCCAUUUUGAUGCAGAAAACAUCAAGAAGAAACAGGAAGCCCUCGUGGCUCGCUAUGAGGCACUCAAGGAGCCCAUGGUUGCCCGGAAGCAGAAGCUGGCUGAUUCUCUGCGGUUGCAGCAGCUCUUCCGGGAUGUUGAGGAUGAGGAGACAUGGAUUCGAGAGAAAGAGCCCAUUGCUGCAUCUACAAAUAGAGGUAAGGAUUUGAUUGGGGUCCAGAAUCUGCUAAAGAAACAUCAAGCCUUACAAGCAGAAAUUGCUGGACAUGAACCACGCAUCAAAGCAGUUACACAGAAGGGGAAUGCCAUGGUGGAGGAAGGCCAUUUUGCUGCAGAGGAUGUGAAGGCCAAGCUUCACGAGCUGAACCAAAAGUGGGAAGCGCUGAAAGCCAAAGCCUCCCAGCGUCGGCAGGACCUGGAGGACUCUCUGCAGGCCCAGCAGUACUUUGCUGAUGCUAAUGAGGCCGAAUCCUGGAUGCGGGAGAAAGAACCCAUUGUGGGAAGCACUGACUAUGGAAAGGACGAAGACUCUGCUGAGGAUUGGUGGAAAGUGGAAGUGAACGAUCGUCAGGGUUUUGUGCCAGCUGCUUACGUGAAGAAAUUGGACCCCGCCCAGUCAGCCUCCCGGGAGAAUCUCCUGGAGGAGCAAGGCAGCAUAGCGCUGCGGCAGGAGCAGAUUGACAAUCAGACACGCAUAACUAAGGAGGCCGGCAGUGUAUCUCUGCGUAUGAAGCAGGUGGAAGAACUAUAUCAUUCUCUUCUGGAACUGGGUGAGAAGCGUAAAGGCAUGUUGGAGAAGAGUUGCAAGAAGUUUAUGUUGUUCCGUGAAGCGAAUGAACUACAGCAAUGGAUCAAUGAGAAGGAAGCCGCUCUGACAAGUGAGGAGGUCGGCGCAGACUUGGAGCAGGUUGAGGUGCUCCAGAAGAAGUUUGAUGACUUCCAGAAGGACCUGAAGGCCAAUGAGUCACGGUUGAAGGACAUUAACAAGGUAGCUGAAGACCUGGAGUCUGAAGGUCUUAUGGCAGAGGAGGUGCAGGCUGUGCAACAACAGGAAGUGUAUGGCAUGAUGCCCAGGGAUGAAACUGAUCCCAAGACAGCCUCCCCGUGGAAGUCUGCUCGUCUGAUGGUUCACACCGUGGCCACCUUUAAUUCCAUCAAGGAGCUGAAUGAGCGCUGGCGGUCCCUACAGCAGCUAGCCGAGGAACGGAGCCAGCUCUUGGGCAGUGCCCAUGAAGUACAGAGGUUCCACAGAGAUGCUGAUGAAACCAAAGAAUGGAUUGAAGAGAAGAAUCAAGCUCUAAACACAGACAAUUAUGGACAUGAUCUCGCCAGUGUGCAGGCCCUGCAACGCAAGCAUGAGGGCUUUGAGAGGGACCUUGCAGCUCUCGGUGACAAGGUAAACUCCCUUGGUGAAACAGCAGAGCGCCUGAUCCAGUCCCAUCCCGAGUCAGCAGAGGACCUCCAGGAAAAGUGCACAGAGUUAAACCAGGCCUGGAGCAGCCUGGGGAAACGUGCAGAUCAGCGCAAGGCGAAGUUGGGCGACUCCCACGACCUGCAGCGCUUUCUUAGCGAUUUCCGGGACCUCAUGUCUUGGAUCAAUGGAAUACGGGGGUUGGUGUCCUCAGACGAGCUAGCCAAGGAUGUCACUGGAGCUGAGGCGUUGCUGGAGCGACACCAGGAACACCGGACAGAAAUCGAUGCCAGGGCUGGCACUUUCCAGGCAUUUGAGCAGUUUGGACAGCAGCUGUUGGCUCAUGGACACUAUGCCAGCCCUGAGAUCAAGCAGAAACUUGAUAUUCUUGACCAGGAGCGUGCAGACCUGGAGAAGGCCUGGGUUCAGCGCAGGAUGAUGCUGGAUCAGUGCCUUGAAUUGCAGCUGUUCCAUCGGGACUGCGAGCAAGCUGAGAACUGGAUGGCUGCCCGGGAGGCUUUCUUGAAUACCGAAGACAAAGGAGACUCACUGGACAGCGUAGAGGCUCUGAUCAAAAAACAUGAAGACUUUGACAAAGCAAUUAAUGUCCAGGAAGAGAAGAUUGCUGCUCUGCAGGCCUUUGCCGACCAGCUCAUCGCUGCCGGCCAUUAUGCCAAGGGAGACAUUUCUAGCCGGCGCAAUGAGGUCUUGGACAGGUGGCGACGUCUGAAAGCCCAGAUGAUUGAGAAAAGGUCAAAGCUAGGAGAAUCUCAAACCCUCCAACAGUUCAGCCGGGAUGUGGAUGAGAUUGAGGCUUGGAUCAGUGAAAAAUUGCAGACAGCGAGUGAUGAGUCAUACAAGGAUCCCACCAACAUCCAGCUUUCCAAGCUGCUGAGCAAGCACCAGAAGCACCAGGCUUUUGAAGCAGAGCUGCAUGCCAAUGCUGACCGGAUCCGUGGGGUUAUCGACAUGGGCAACUCCCUCAUUGAACGUGGAGCCUGCGCCGGCAGUGAGGAUGCUGUCAAGGCCCGCCUGGCUGCCUUAGCUGACCAGUGGCAGUUCUUGGUGCAGAAGUCAGCUGAAAAGAGCCAGAAACUGAAAGAAGCCAACAAGCAGCAGAACUUCAACACAGGGAUCAAGGACUUUGACUUCUGGCUGUCUGAGGUGGAGGCCCUGCUGGCAUCCGAAGAUUAUGGCAAAGACCUGGCUUCUGUGAAUAACCUGCUGAAAAAGCAUCAACUGCUGGAAGCAGAUAUAUCUGCCCAUGAGGAUCGCCUGAAGGACCUGAACAGCCAGGCAGACAGCCUGAUGACCAGCAGUGCCUUCGACACCUCCCAAGUAAAAGACAAGAGGGACACCAUCAACGGGCGCUUCCAGAAGAUCAAGAGCAUGGCGGCCUCCCGGCGAGCCAAGCUGAAUGAAUCCCAUCGCCUGCACCAGUUCUUCCGGGACAUGGAUGACGAGGAGUCCUGGAUCAAGGAGAAGAAGCUGCUGGUGGGCUCUGAGGACUACGGCCGGGACCUCACCGGCGUGCAGAACCUGAGGAAGAAGCACAAGCGGCUGGAGGCAGAACUGGCCGCGCAUGAGCCAGCUAUUCAGGGUGUCCUGGACACUGGCAAGAAGCUGUCCGAUGAUAACACCAUCGGGAAAGAGGAGAUCCAGCAGCGGCUGGCGCAGUUUGUGGAGCACUGGAAAGAGUUGAAGCAGCUGGCAUCUGCCCGGGGUCAGCGGCUUGAAGAGUCCUUGGAAUAUCAGCAGUUUGUAGCCAAUGUGGAAGAGGAGGAAGCCUGGAUCAAUGAGAAAAUGACCCUGGUGGCCAGUGAAGAUUAUGGAGACACUCUUGCCGCCAUCCAGGGCUUACUGAAGAAACAUGAAGCUUUUGAGACAGACUUCACCGUCCACAAAGAUCGCGUGAAUGACGUCUGCACCAAUGGACAAGACCUCAUUAAGAAGAACAAUCACCAUGAGGAGAACAUAUCUUCAAAGAUGAAGGGCCUGAAUGGGAAAGUGUCAGAUCUGGAGAAAGCUGCAGCCCAGAGGAAGGCGAAGCUGGAUGAGAACUCGGCCUUCCUUCAGUUCAACUGGAAGGCGGACGUGGUGGAGUCCUGGAUCGGUGAAAAGGAGAACAGCUUGAAGACAGAUGACUAUGGCCGAGACCUGUCUUCUGUGCAGACGCUCCUCACCAAACAGGAAACUUUUGAUGCUGGCCUCCAGGCCUUCCAGCAGGAAGGCAUUGCCAACAUCACUGCCCUCAAAGAUCAACUUCUUGCUGCCAAGCAUGUUCAGUCCAAGGCCAUCGAGGCCCGGCACGCCUCCCUCAUGAAAAGGUGGAGCCAGCUUCUGGCCAACUCAGCCACCCGCAAGAAGAAGCUUCUGGAGGCUCAGAGUCACUUCCGCAAGGUGGAGGACCUCUUCCUGACCUUUGCCAAAAAGGCUUCUGCCUUCAACAGCUGGUUUGAAAAUGCAGAGGAGGACUUAACAGACCCUGUGCGCUGCAACUCCUUGGAAGAAAUCAAAGCUUUGCGUGAGGCCCACGACGCCUUCCGCUCCUCCCUCAGCUCUGCCCAGGCCGACUUCAAUCAGCUGGCCGAGCUGGACCGCCAGAUCAAGAGCUUCCGUGUAGCCUCCAACCCCUACACCUGGUUCACCAUGGAGGCCCUGGAGGAGACCUGGAGGAACCUACAGAAGAUCAUCAAGGAGAGGGAGCUGGAGCUGCAAAAGGAACAGCGGCGGCAGGAGGAGAACGACAAGCUGCGCCAGGAGUUUGCCCAGCACGCCAAUGCCUUCCACCAGUGGAUCCAAGAGACCAGGACAUACCUCCUCGAUGGGUCCUGCAUGGUGGAGGAGUCGGGGACCCUCGAAUCCCAGCUUGAAGCUACCAAACGCAAACACCAGGAAAUCCGAGCCAUGAGAAGUCAGCUCAAAAAGAUUGAGGACCUGGGGGCCGCCAUGGAGGAGGCCCUCAUCCUGGACAACAAGUACACGGAGCACAGCACUGUGGGCCUGGCCCAGCAGUGGGACCAACUGGACCAGCUGGGCAUGCGCAUGCAGCACAACCUGGAGCAGCAGAUCCAGGCCAGGAACACGACAGGUGUCACUGAGGAGGCCCUCAAAGAAUUCAGCAUGAUGUUUAAACACUUUGACAAGGACAAGUCUGGCAGGCUGAACCAUCAGGAGUUCAAAUCUUGCCUGCGCUCGCUGGGCUAUGACCUGCCCAUGGUGGAGGAAGGGGAACCUGACCCUGAGUUCGAGGCAAUCCUGGACACAGUGGAUCCAAACAGAGAUGGCCACGUCUCCCUGCAAGAAUACAUGGCUUUCAUGAUCAGCCGUGAAACUGAGAACGUCAAGUCCAGCGAGGAGAUCGAGAGCGCCUUCCGGGCCCUCAGCUCAGAGGGAAAGCCUUACGUGACCAAGGAGGAACUCUACCAGAACCUGACCCGGGAACAAGCUGACUACUGCGUCUCCCACAUGAAGCCCUACGUGGAUGGCAAGGGCCGUGAGCUCCCCACUGCGUUCGACUACGUGGAGUUCACCCGCUCGCUCUUUGUGAACUGAGCCACUCCCUGGGUCACCCGCCCCUCGCUGCUUGCCCCGCGUCGCCUUGCUGCAUGUCCGCUCCUCUGUGUGCUCUCACUUUCCACUGUAACCUUAAGCCUGCUUAGCUUGGAAUAAGACUUAGUAGAAAAUGGUGCUUCACUAACCCGCUUCCGGUCCAGUCACAAUCACCAUGUCACUGUGGGGACCCAGAUCCACGUCUUGAAGCAGCUGCCCUCAUUCCGACUUCAGAAAAUCAAAGCAGCUGGCUCUUCCCCUUGUUCUCCCGCCCUCCCCCAAAUCUGUUUUCAUGUAAAAGACAAAUAAAUGAUGACUUCCCCCAAAA